Adineta ricciae is the source of this 312-nucleotide messenger RNA. NCBI's taxonomy places the organism in Eukaryota, Metazoa, Rotifera, Eurotatoria, Adinetida, Adinetidae. The record is from the annotation of a GenBank genome assembly.
AUGAAUGCAAUAAAUCUUGCUGGACGUGAUGUGACAAAUUCCAUGAUGCAACUGUUCACACAACGGAACUACUCCUUCUCAACUACAAGUGAACGUGAAAUAGUCCGAGACAUCAAAGAAAAACACUCGUAUGUUGCGCUAGACUUCGAAAACGAAUUAGCGAGUGAGAAGAACUACGAACUGCCUGAUGGUCAAGUGAUCACUAUUGGUAGUGAACGCUUUCGUUGUUCAGAACUACUUUUUCAACCAAGACUAUUCGGAUAUCAAGAAUUAGGUGUUGUCGAAAUGAUAGAGUACCAUUAUGAAAAGUGA